Molecule: messenger RNA, 3918 nt
Organism: Diachasma alloeum
Lineage: Eukaryota; Metazoa; Arthropoda; Insecta; Hymenoptera; Braconidae
Exons: 9
Coding region: 1-3918 (1305 amino acids)
Source: RefSeq, a predicted model, not a curated record
AUGGCAACUACUACUGCCCACUCGAUUCAGAGCUUUCAACAGAGAUCUACAUUACCUUGGGCACAACAGACACUGGUGACGCUCAACGAUCCAUCGGGAUAUAGGCCCAGAAGUGGCGCCAGUGUGGGCGUUACGUUGGCCCGAAAUCCCUCAUCCGGGAGCGCCGGUCUGCCGAACUACCGUACGAGCUACUCGAGUAAUUUGACCAGUGCAUCGAGAGCACUGGGUGCUGGUAAGGACAGAAUCAACGGUGUGGUUUCAUCUGGUUAUGGUAAUACUGCGCUCAAUAAGAGGGACAUCAAGAGUCAUGAUCAAACUUACAACAAAUUUUCAACUCAAAAAACGGAUAAAAAUCGCCUAAAUCCCGGUCGCACAUCGUCCGAAGAUGUUCGAAAGAGUCCAAUACCAGAGAAAAUACUCUUUGAAAAAUACUCAUAUCCAACAAAAACAACAGAGCGACCCUCAUCCGUCCUCGAUAAAUACAAUCGCAGCAUUGCAUCACGUGAUAAACCCAGAGAGCAAGAAAUAACACAACGCUAUAUAGCAAAUACGUAUCCAGGUUCCGGAGCACGUUGUAACUAUGACGUGGGACCAGCGGAAAGGAAGGAGCGCACUGAGAAUUCAUCGUACAAAAGUGUACGUGCUACUGGCGGAACUUGUAGAAGUUCGAGAGAGCCAAGUCCAGAAGUUGCUACAAAGAGCUUCAGAGUUUACCCGAGAGUGUCGAAUUAUGGACGCAGUGCAAGUUCAACUGAAGCAACUCCGCUUGCCUCGAGGUAUCCCAGCUCAUCUAGAUACGCUUCCUCUAUAUCACGUGCUGGUGAACGAACAGCAACCCCCGUUGGCUAUUCAAGCUCAGAGAGACUGCGUUCACCCAGUGUGAAAAUACCUUCAAACUUCAAAGAAGAAUGUAAGACAUUGCCGUCGGCCAGUGGUGAGAUUGCAACCGAAAAACCAAGAGAGAUUGAAAAUAGUAGUAGUGCAGUGACGAAAAAGCCGGAAACAACUAUUCCCAAGGAAAAUGACAACUUGUCUCCUCAAGAGACAGAAGUCGAGAGUGUUGUUACAUUAACAGUAAUUUCAAGAGGCACAUCACCGGCUCCCCCGGCAUCAUCGUCAUUCGUGCGUAAUCGGAGAGCGGAGGCAGCGAGAUUAAUUCAAAAGGAAAUAACAAAGUUGAAGAGGAAAUCGGAGACGAAGGACGCUGAGAUACAGUCGGAUAAAGUAGACGAUUGUUCAACGAGGUACUCGAGAUUUGCCAGUGGAAGAGUUUGGCCUUCAUACCUCGACAAAUUCCCCUCGUCUGGUUCAUACUCACGGAAUUAUGGCCCGAGGAUGAUCAGUAGCUUUAGUUAUGAACAACAGUCUGGUGAUUCUAGAGACAAAUCUGCACGUACUCAAGUGCAAGAGAAACAAUUUACUCAAGAGGAAAACAAUGCUAAGAAAUAUGAAGGGACUUCGAUACCUUCAAGAAAUAUUAGCCAAAAAAUUCAAAACUCUGGUUAUCAUAAUGGAGCUUCACAAUUAAACUCCUCAAACACUCAAAUUGCUAAUAAACAAGACUCUAAUAGCGAAAUAAUGGCAAAGCCUGAACCAUCUUCAACUGAUCAAAAUGAAAAGGAAAAAGAAGCCAAGAAAUCUAACAACAACCCCCGUAAAUAUUGCCGAUCUUUGAGCCAAAAAUUCAAUUCAUAUAACGACGAUACGAGUGAUCACAGAGAGUCUGAGAAUCUGUGCGCCGACGGAUCGAAGGGAGAGAAACAGAUCAAGAGGCGUGGAGGUUCAGUAAGUUCAACAGCAUCAUCGGAAGGUGUAGCCAAAUCAAUAUCACGUAAUAGCUCAACAAAGUCCCUGAAUCAGAAUCAGAAUCAGCGUCAAAUGACGCGAACCGACUCGUCGGAUUCAUCUGUCAGUUUGCCAACUGGCAGAUGUAAAUCCUCGAGCGCCCCUAGUCAUCAGGCAAAAAUAAGAAGCAACGGAUCUCAGUCCUCUUCGGUGUCCAGUGGUAAAGUGAAUAGUAUGAGGACAAGUGGUUCGGAAGCACGUGGAAAGCCACCGGUGCCUAAAACUUGUGAGGUUAAUGCAAACAUGAAGAUAUCACCAGUGACAAAAUACGUUAACAAAGAUUUCCGCAAGUCUGCCCUUAAUAUGCCCGAUGCUAGUGAAGCUAUGAGGCUUCAAUAUGAACGAAAAAGGGGCAAAAAAAUGCAGAGAAGUGUCUCCAUUAGUUCACAAGACUCAGAGUCGAAUAACAGUGAGAGAAAAAGCUGUAAUAUUGUAAGGAGUGAUUCGAAGAGUUCAUCACUGCAGAGAUUCAGUGGAUUACAGACCUCUAGAAGUGGAUCCAAGAUGAUGAGGAGAAAAAAUUCAAGUUCAGAGAGCAGUGAUUCGAGCAGUGAGUCUUCGAGCACCGAGGAUGACGAGGGAUGUGCUUCUAAUAAGAGGAUUCGUAACAAGAGAAUUUCCAAUUCUCCUAAGAUGGAAAGAAAGAGGGCCAUCAGCGUAGAUUCUUCGAGGACCAGUGCGCUUGCCUCCUCUGCCGACGAGUUGUCACUUAAUACGGAGAAACCUCCUAGACCGUCGCCAAGUCCACGAUCGCGGAGUGAAAAGUCUGUGAAAUCUGAGGAAGCCAAAUCAUUUUUAAUUAGAACACUCACGCCUGUUACAAAUUUCUUGAAAAAUACGGAGGACACAGAGGGGAAUUUGGAGAAGAAUUUAGAGGGGGUAAGGGCAUCGAGGUCACCGUCGGUAAACAAAUCAAUUUCGUUGAGCUUGGGAAAUAGUCGAGGUUUUUCACACGAAAAGAGUUGCGAGAGAACGGGCCAGGGGACGUUGAGACAUCAAUCAUCGGGCGAGAAACCCUGGUGGAUGGACUCGAACUCUGAGAAUGUGCCUGAGGGUGUUGAAAGGAUGAGCGUUUGUCAGGAUGAGAUCAGCCAGGAGACAACUGUCAGCACGAAUCUUCCUGAUGACGGUAAAUUCAAGACACGAAUUUGGCGACAAGAAUCGGGAGAGCGUCCCUGGUGGUUGGUGGAUACAGAUACAGAGGUGAAAAAAGAAACGUCAGCAUCAUCCUCAGUGUCGAGAAAAAAUUCAAGUCGCACAUCAAGCGAACGUAGGAAUCGUUUAAAGCAUCAGCAGUCUGGAGAGAGAGCCUGGUGGUUGAGUGAGGAUCCAACAGACGUGCCUGAGGGCAUUGAGGUUUAUCCCCCAGUUGCCACAGUGUCACCGAUAAGCGUUAGCAACCCCAGUGGUGACAACUCAGUGAGCCUCGUUGAGGACGAGACACAUACGAGGAGCCACCAUAGGAUAAGUCACGUAGAGUCCGGUGAGAGAGCUUGGUGGAUGGACAGUAAUUCCAAUAUACCGGAUGGCAUUCAAAAAAUAACCCCGGAUCGAGAGACAAAUAGCAAUUCCAACGAUUCAGACGAGUCGUUGGAAAAAUUUGAAAUAUUACCGUCACAAUCGAGCUCAAUAUCAAGAUUUCCUCUUCAAUUCCCACCACCUCCGGACGAGCCACUUGGUGAUCGUGCUAGUCCCGAGGGGAUCGAGAAUCCACCAGAACCACCCAAUUGUUACGAGGGUCGUGGCUCGCCCUACGACAACGUUCAGUCACUUGGCCGUUCGACACCCCGUAAAUCUUACAGGAAACGGCCAUCAACCCUACCCCUCUUCAUUGGUAACCACACAAACAUCGACGAUCUACUUGGCCAAGUAACACCACGCCACAGUCCCGUAAUGUCUCGUAUACGCAAACAGCAAAUGAUGGAGGACGAUUUGGACGAGAGCUCUGAAUGCGAAGAAAUUGAUGCAGACCAGGUGAUAAUCCACGACAGUACCCCACAAACGCCUGUGAUACAGCGACGUGGAAGGGACACUGAGAGACCACAGCCAGACGGUUACAUUCCGUUGUCAUAA